Metarhizium album ARSEF 1941 is the source of this 273-nucleotide messenger RNA. RefSeq lists its product as uncharacterized. The transcript has a single exon. The coding region runs from base 1 to 273 and encodes 90 amino acids. The record is from RefSeq and is a predicted model, not a curated record. NCBI's taxonomy places the organism in Eukaryota, Fungi, Ascomycota, Sordariomycetes, Hypocreales, Clavicipitaceae.
AUGCUGCCGGGAAUGAUGAACCCUUGCCUGGCCCUGGCCGACGCCCAAGCUGAGCCCAGAGCUACAGUCGCAAGCGUACCCGCCCUGCUGCAGGUCCUGCUGGGCCUCCGGCACUUGGGAGCAGUGCUCUUUUGCGAUGUCGUCGUCGAUGAGGAGCAGAGUCGUGCCAGUGUCGGCGACGCCGCUGAUCUGAGGGGGCUGGAGCUGGUCGUUGCCGACGGCGUACCCGGAAACAUGGCCGUUAACGUAGCUCAAGUUGUAGGUCCCAUCUAA